Plasmodium malariae is the source of this 1191-nucleotide messenger RNA. It is a transcript of the gene Der1-2, whose product is annotated as DER1-like protein, putative. The transcript has a single exon. Gene Ontology annotation, biological process: endoplasmic reticulum unfolded protein response. Bases 1 to 1191 code for a protein of 396 amino acids. Gene Ontology annotation, molecular function: misfolded protein binding; ubiquitin-specific protease binding. Lineage: Eukaryota; Apicomplexa; Aconoidasida; Haemosporida; Plasmodiidae. Gene Ontology annotation, cellular component: Hrd1p ubiquitin ligase ERAD-L complex; endoplasmic reticulum membrane. The record is from RefSeq and is a predicted model, not a curated record.
AUGUUUUUAGGUAGGAUAUUUAUUUUUUUAAGUAUAACUGUGAAUGCAAGGUACUAUGCGAAAGUUUGCAUAAAAAACAAUUUUGCGUGGAAACUGCUAAAUUAUAAUAAUACCCCACUGGAAGGUAUUAAUAAUGGGAAUAACAGCGCAGUAUGCAACAAUGACAACGCAGUACUUAAUAAUAGCAACACACCACCUAGUAAUAGUAACAUAACGCACAGUUAUAACAAACUAAAACGUUACUAUUACUACUCCAAGGAAAGAAACAAAAUAGUAAAAAAAAAGAAAAAGAGGUUUUCAUUGAAUUAUCCCAAAGGAAUAGUACGAAAAAACAAGCAGGGCUUCUUUUUUUUAAACUCCACAAAGUUAAGUGAAAUAAAAGAAAGCAUAAAAGCUUUAUAUAACGUAGAUUAUAUAGAAAAUAAUUACCUGUACACGUACAUAAAAUCAUUUAAAAGAACACCUCCUAUAACGAAAUUAUAUUUAAUAAGUACGUUCCUGUUAAGUGUUUUUAUACAUAUAAACAAAAAUGUUUAUAAGUUAAUACUAUUUGAUUUUCAGAAAAUUUUUAAAAAGUGGGAGAUAUGGAGGUUAAUAACUCCAUAUUUGUAUAUUGGGAAUUUGUAUUUACAGUAUAUAUUGAUGUUUAAUUAUUUAAAUAUUUAUAUGUCCUCUGUAGAAAUAGCACAUUAUAGGAAACCAGAAGAUUUUUUAAUUUUUCUUUCUUUCGGAUAUAUAUCAAAUCUUUUAUUUACCAUAAUAGGAAGUAUGUAUAAUGAAAAUAUAAUGAAUAUGAAAAAACAUGUCUACAGUGUAAGAAAUUUAAUUAUUCCUAUGAAUAAAAAAGACGAAAAAAUCGAUGUAAAAAAGGAGCACUAUAAUCAUUUAGGUUAUGUUUUUUCAACUUAUAUACUUUAUUAUUGGAGUAGAAUAAAUGAAGGCACGUUAAUUAACUGUUUUGAAUUAUUCCUUAUUAAAGCUGAAUAUGUUCCUUUUUUUUUUAUUAUACAAAAUAUUUUAUUAUAUAACGAAUUUUCUCUCUAUGAAGUAGCUUCUAUCUUAUCAAGUUAUGUCUUUUUUACUUAUGAAAAAUAUUGGAAGUGGACAUUUUUGAGACGCUUUUUUCUUCUCCUUCUUAAGUUCACGCGAGUGUACCAACAGUACAAUAAAUACAGAGAGGAGUAUGAAUAA